AUGGCUCCCAUGAAGAACAUUCUUGCCGCGCUUGCGCUGGCCUCUUAUGUCUCGGCUGUGCCCAUGGCCGUCGACCGUCGCGCCGAAAUGGUCACCGAAACCGAAUGGGUGACGGUCGAGACCACCACCACCGUCUGGGUCAACGAGCCCUCCCCGGCGGCUCAGGCCGAGAACACUCCUCCCAAGGCCGCCGCUGCCGUGACCACUUCCGCCCCCGCCCCGCCGGCAGCUACUACCCCUGCCGCUGCUGCGGCUCCUGCGCCUGUUGCGCCCCAGGACAACGCUGCUCCUGCUGCGUUCGCUGAGCAGCCUCAAGCAGCCCAGCCCAGCGCCCCAGCCGUGUCCAGCUCUGCCGCGGUGGUCCAGCAGGCGCCCCCCGCUUCCACUCCUACCGUUCAGCCCAAGACCGCUGGUGCUUCGAGCGGCGGCCCUUGCGAAGGUGAGGGCAGCGCCUGCACUGGCGACGUAACGCACUAUGACGGCGGUCUCGGUGCCUGUGGCUGGAAUGUCGAUACCGCCAGCGACAUGGCCAUUGCCCUACCCCACGGUCUCAUGGGCACCCAAUCCAACGGCAACCCAUACUGCGGUCGCAGUCUGUCCAUCAAGGCCUCUGACGGCUCCGUCGUCAAGGCCACUGUUGGCGACAAGUGCAUGGGCUGUGAAGGCCAGAGCAUUGACCUGACCGACAAGCUGUUCGCCGCAGUCGUUCCCAAUGGCGAUGGCCGCGUUAGUGGUGUCGAAUGGUGGUUCGACUAG
This is a messenger RNA of Cyphellophora europaea CBS 101466, 756 nucleotides long. RefSeq lists its product as uncharacterized. The transcript has a single exon. The record is from RefSeq and is a predicted model, not a curated record. Bases 1 to 756 code for a protein of 251 amino acids. Lineage: Eukaryota; Fungi; Ascomycota; Eurotiomycetes; Chaetothyriales; Cyphellophoraceae.